Messenger RNA from Tripterygium wilfordii, 3339 nucleotides. RefSeq names its product BTB/POZ domain-containing protein NPY5-like. Gene Ontology annotation, molecular function: protein binding. The transcript has 5 exons. NCBI's taxonomy places the organism in Eukaryota, Viridiplantae, Streptophyta, Magnoliopsida, Celastrales, Celastraceae. The record is from RefSeq and is a predicted model, not a curated record. Bases 1296 to 3185 code for a protein of 629 amino acids.
GAGAUGGAGGCAUGGGUCGUUUUCUGGUACAGAGGGGCUGUUUCUCUCAGAAACCAAGUUUGUAUUUGAUAAAGGAAACACCAAAGUUGGGCAUGUCAGAUUGGCGUGCUUAAGAAAAAAUUAAAUAGGAACAAAAAACAAUUGCGAUUUGUGAGAGGGGGGCUCUCGAUUGAGACGUCUCAUACUACUUUCUGCCCAAAAUUGUUUAAAAAGUGGAUUAAUCGACAUAAGAUUCCUGAGUAAAGGUGGGUUUAGUUAGGUUUUUAUAUGUUCUAUAGGUGUUGAAAAAUUAAUGAGCAGAGAAAGGUGGGGGGUGGUGCUGAUUCAGAGUGGAUGAGAGAGAGAGGGAACAUUCUGAGGUUUGGUUUCUUGUGGGUUAUGUUUAGAUGUGGUGGAUGUUAAAGAUGAGGAACACCUCAUGUUAUUGAUGGGAGGUUUUUUUGUGGUUUUGUUGGGUGGUUUUUGUGAUGUGUGGGGUUUCUCUAUACGGGUAUUGUCCUCUGUAGAUCUAGUGCUCAUGCAGUGAACGUUCUGUUGUGUUUUUGUCUGCCCAUUCUUAUGCAUAUCUGAUCUUCUUUGUGCUCCACAAGGUGAUAAGGGGAGGAAAAAAUUCGCUUCCUUCUCAGUUUUUGAGCUGCUUGCGACCGCCUCUCUCUUAAGGUUUUGUAGCUUCAAUACAAAAUCAAAGGGUAAAAGAAGAUAAUUCUGUAGAGGAAUUGAUGUGGAUUCCAAGCUCUUGGUCGUGAAACUUUUGUGGACCUAAAGGAGGUUCUCUUAGUAGUGUGUGUGAUCCAUUGAGAAAAUAAAAAGAUAAACUAAUAGAGUAAGGGCGGUGGUGUCAGUUUUGAGCAAGUGGGAGUGUCUCUGCCAUUAGAAAUAUAUAAUGUUUGAGAGGGUGUAAGUAAUGUCUCCCAAGCUCUUCCUCUCUUCCCGGAGUCAUUGGACACUGUUAUCAAUUUGGAAGCAACCAAUUGUUUUGGGUCUCUUCCAUUCCAAGUGAACUAUUUGUCAAAAAAAAUCUCACUAACCCAUUUACUCUUCCUCUUCCUCUCUCUUCAGCCCUUGGUUUGUGGAAAUAUUCGGUAAAACUAAGAAACUCAGUGAAGUUUUUCUUUGAUCCAUACUUGCUUACCCGUGAACACCAAGUUGGUAACCGUUCAGACCUGAAGUCCGCCGAGUGUUAACAUUAAACCUCUCCUGGUGAUUUUGGUUUUGGCCGGUGGUCUUUGUGGAUUUGGUCAGAGUUAAGAUUUGAGCUAUCGGAGAGAUAAAGGUACUGAUCUUUCGUUGGCAAAAUGAAGUUUAUGAAACUGGGAUCCAAGCCAGAUUCAUUCCAGACCGAAGGAGACAAUAUUAGGUAUGUGGCAAGUGAAUUGGCUACUGACGUGGUCAUUAAUGUAGGGGAUGUGAAAUUCUAUCUCCAUAAGUUUCCCUUACUGUCAAAGAGUGCACGCUUGCAGAAGCUAGUUGCAACCACAAUUGAUGACAACAGUGAUGAAAUUUACAUUCAGGAUAUUCCUGGUGGACCUGCUGCUUUCGAGAUAUGUACGAAGUUCUGCUAUGGCAUGGUAGUCACUCUCAAUGCAUACAAUGUGGUCGCUGCUCGAUGUGCAGCGGAAUACCUUGAGAUGUAUGAAACUGUAGAGAAAGGAAACCUUAUCUAUAAAAUUGAAGUCUUUCUUAAUUCUAGCAUUUUCCGAAGCUGGAAAGACUCGAUCAUUGUUCUUCAAACUACAAGGUGUCUUCUUCCAUGGUCCGAGGAACUCAAGGUGGUCAGCCACUGCCUCGAUUCUAUAGCUUCCAGAGCUUCUAUUGAUACUUCCAUGGUUGAGUGGUCAUACACCUAUAACAGGAAAAAGCUCCCAUCUGAGAAUGGCAAGGAUCCAAACUGGAAUGGUGUGAGAAAACCCCUAAUGGUUCCUAGUGACUGGUGGGUUGAAGAUCUCUGUGAGCUGCAUAUUGAUCUUUACAAACGUGUAAUUGUAACCAUCAAAACCAAGGGAAGAGUUUCAAGUAAUUUAAUCGGAGAAGCCUUAAACGCAUAUGCCAUGAGAAGAUUGCCAGGUUUGAACAAAGGUGUGAUUCAGAGCAGUGAUAUAAUGAAAUAUAGAUCGUUGGCAGAGACCAUGAUAUGGCUGCUACCCUCUGAGAAAGGCAGUGUUCCUUGUGGAUUGAUGCUCAAAUUGUUAAGAGCUGCAAUUUUGUUAGAAUGUGGGGAGCUAGAAAGAAAGGAUCUGUUGAGAAGGAUCGGCCAACAACUUGAUACUGCUUCGUUGGCAGAUCUUCUGAUUCAAGCCCCAGCAGAGGAAACAUGUAUCUAUGAUGUCGACAUAGUGCAAACCCUAGUUGAGGAGUUUAUGAGGCAUGAGCAGAGUGCCCAGAGUUUUCUUCCGAUGGAAAAUGAAUUCCAGGAGGUCAGAGACCCCAAGUUUUCAUCGGAUGCCUCCAAAAUCUUGGUAGCAAAACUGAUCGAUGGCUACCUAGCUGAAAUUUCGCGGGAUCCCAAUUUACCUCUGUCAAAGUUUCUAGGUCUUGCUGAAAUGGUAUCAAGAUUCCCAAGAUCAACUCACGAUGGAAUUUACAGAGCCAUUGACAUGUAUCUCAAGGAACACCCUGGAAUCAGCAAGAGUGAGAGGAAGAAACUAUGCAGGUUGAUGGACUGCCGGAAGUUAUCAGCAGAAGCUUGCAUGCAUGCAGUGCAAAACGAGCGGCUUCCCAUGCGGGUUGUUGUGCAAGUUCUUUUCUUUGAGCAGAUGAGAACUACAACAUCAGCCAGUGGUAACAGCACAGCAGAAUUACCAGGGUCUAUUAGGGCCUUACUCCCUGCUGGUUCUCAUGGAAGCUCAAGAUCUACUACGACCAACACAGAAGACGACUGGGAUGCUGUUGCGACAGCGGAGGAUAUCAAGGCUUUGAAAGGCGAGCUUGCGACUCUUCAAUUAGAGAGACGUGGCAGCAAUGCAAGUUUGAAUGAUGGCACAAAAACCGAUCCUGAGAAAACCAGUGCCGCUAAAUUGAAAGGUCUGGCCAUGUCAAAGGUAUUUUCGAGGCUAUGGUCGAACAAAGAAAGAAAUGGUGAGAGUAGCAGUUCCGAUACAUCGGAGAGUCCUGGUUCCGGUUCUGUCACUGCAGACCAAACGAAAUCCACUCCUCCUAGAAGCUGGAGGCACUCUGUCUCUAAUUAGCAGCGUUAAUCAUUAUGCAUACAUGAUUUUAUAGACAGAAGUAGAGCAUGCAUUUGGUAGGAGAUUAGGACCUACUGGCUUUUCCAGUUGAUGUAAUUCCUCUGGAAUUUUUUCAAAGUAAAAAGAGGCGCCUUGUUGAGGGGAUUGACUUCUC